Necator americanus (New World hookworm) is the source of this 1572-nucleotide messenger RNA. RefSeq lists its product as uncharacterized. The transcript is spliced from 12 exons. Lineage: Eukaryota; Metazoa; Nematoda; Chromadorea; Rhabditida; Ancylostomatidae. The record is from RefSeq and is a predicted model, not a curated record. The coding region runs from base 1 to 1572 and encodes 523 amino acids.
AUGGCAAGGACUGUUGACAUUGAACACGUCUCGAAACCGCGUCGGCCCGGCAUUUGUCGCGUCCUGCGACGAUCUGGGUACUGGAAAUGUCUCUCAUGUUCGCUGUUGCUAGUUGGAUGUGGUUGUUAUGCUGCAUGGUGUCACUUCAAGCAUAUGGCUUAUUCGGGACUCCAACCCCUUAUGAUAUACCAUCAUGGACCAUGUGCCCAAGGCUACAACUUUGUGCCGAUCGUUUUCGGUCUAAUGCUAUACAUCGUGUAUGUGAUGGAAUGCUGGCACAGCAGAUCGAAGUUCAGCUCGAUGAAAAAGAUUCGUGUUGAAGAUGCCUUGCAGUACCUAAAAUCACUCCGCAAUGCUCUUCCAAUAGUGUGGUGGAAAAGUGUUUGCUACCAUUAUGUGCGAAAAACGCGGCAGGUAACAAGGUAUCGCAACGGUGAUGCUGUGCCGGCCACACAAGUGUACUACGAGCGAGUCGACUCGCACUCGGCCGGGAACGUGUUCAUUUAUGAUGUUUGCGGCGUCAAGGAUAUCUCAAGAAGCGUUCUGGAUCUGGAGCGAUUUCCACUUACGAGAAUACGGGUAACUCGAGGGUUCGUUUUCGCGUGCAUGCAGGCUGCGCGUGAAUUCGAACAGCAGCGAACAAGAUUUUUCAACGAGAACGAGGCCAGGGACGACUACAUGGAGGUCCGAGAGGGAAUGGACUUAUCUGAUGUUUCUUUGCUCGAAGACAUGCUCGUCUUUGGCAGCUCACCGCCUUGGUUCCUUCGAGCUUCCGCUUUCUGGCUGUUUUCCGUGCUGCUUCUUUCGUGGCCUUUGCGGAUUUACGCGGAGUGCCGAACAGCUAUGCUGAACUACCAGGUUACAAAGCUGUUCGGCACAUGCUACUUGAGCCCCUCCUCAGUGAACUAUACGGGUCCUCUUACUCGUACAUCUACGAUGGAAACAGUAGAAUUGGAAGCCGCACUAGGAAGGGAACAAUACUUUGUGGUGCCGUCAUACUCGGAAGCAAUGCUGAUGCCCGACGCCGCGGUGACGCUCGUCAAUCCUUCGGAAGCGCGUGUGUACUCGCGCCCUCUUCCUGUUAACAACGAACAAAUCGUAAUUCGCAAUUACGGGGCAGUAGACGACGACUUGGGUCACCUCCCCACCAUACGCCCUCCUCGUCCACUGGCCGGUAGCAGAAGCAUGAAUUUCUUGCAGGCGAUGCGAAGAGAUUCUAUUCCUCGGGUAUCGCGAGCGAUUCCUCCUCGUUCGUCCCGUAAUGUGCCACCAAGAUCACUUUCGAUCAGUGGCCUCUGCGGAUGGUCCAACGGCUAUCACGCAAUUGGAAACAGCACUGCAAGUGAUCGCACUCCACUUCUCGAUCAACCCGAUGAGCCACCUCCAAGUUAUGAGGUGGCUCUGCGAAUGUGUGCUCCCCUCUACAAUCGGUUGCGUCGGUCAAUCUCGUCUCGGCUCAACUCGAUCUCUCAGUCGAGCUCCAAGGAACUGAAGUCGUUGACAGGUUACAAUAACGGCAGCGGCAGUAGCCGCCAGAACAGCAAGGACCAUGGCUGCGAUCCCGACAUGUGA